AUGGAGAAAUCUCAAAUUGAAAACCAGAAAAUUCUUGAAAAUUUCCCACCAGUCUUUAAAGGCGUUUCUCAAUCCAUACUUGUUUAUAAAAAUAUUCUUAUAAAAGUACACGCAGAAGAUCCUGAAAAUGGCACUGUUACCAUAGACCUGAACACAACAUUAAAUAAUAAUACCUAUCAAUUUGAACAGGACCAAUUUAAUUGGACACUGGAUACUAUACCACGCCCAACUUAUGUUAAAUUUUUUGCAUAUGAUUCUUCAAACGCAGCAUCCCUUUAUUGGCCAGAGAUACUACAUUUUGAUCUCAACCUUUCAUUCCUUUCUUUCCUUUUUCUUUUCCUUUUCAUUUCCAUUUCCUUUUCCCUUUCCUUUUCCUUUUCUUCACACUUUCCUUUCUUUCUUCCUUACUCUUUUAUUUCCUCUUCCCUUUGUCUUUUUUCUACUCUCUUUAUUUAUUGA
Messenger RNA from Acanthosepion pharaonis, 459 nucleotides. The record is from the annotation of a GenBank genome assembly. NCBI's taxonomy places the organism in Eukaryota, Metazoa, Mollusca, Cephalopoda, Sepiida, Sepiidae.